AUGAAGAAGGUCAAUGGCUCUUUUGGUUUUUCAAUGAGUAUCGCCACCUGCUCGGUCUUAAUGUCGGAACUGUGGGCUUUUCACGACGCUCUCCAACAUGCCAAAAGCCUGGGUCUUCGGAAGAUAGAAAUUGAAAUGGACAACGGGGAAGCUAUCCGGGUGGUGCAAGGAAGGGUUGAUGUGGAUGAUUCUCCAAGCUCUCCUCUGUACGGUAUUCAAAAUCUGACUGUAGAAGAAAGAACAGAGAGAUGGAUCCACGUUUCAAAUGCUAGAGCCAAUUAUUUGAAUCUAAUUUCGAGUUCGGAUACAUCGAAACUUCCCGAUAAUAUUCGAAUACCAUUAUUACGAGAGAAUUUAUGGUAUGCCGCAGAGUUUACAAUAGGAAGCCAAGGGCACCGAGUGAAGUUGCUGAUGGACACCGGAGGUGGCUUAAUAUGGACGCAAUGCCAGCCUUGCCAGAAUUGUUUCCCCCAAAGGCUUCCGGUUUAUGAUCCUCGACUUUCUAACACUUAUGCUACACUCCCUUGUGAACAUCGUCUCUGCAAGACCCCGGGUAAAGACCUCGCUUGUAUCGACGGUGUAUGUCGCUACACCGUUAACUAUGGCGGUGGCACCUCCACUAAGGGCGUUUUAUCAACAGAAUCAUUCCACUUCUUGAUUGACAAAACUAAUAACGGGAUUUUAAUGCCGUGUUUGGUUGCUCUAACGAUAGCAGCCAAGUAUUUUUCCAGAACACUGAGAUUUCAGGUGUAUUUGGAGUAA
This is a messenger RNA of Hibiscus syriacus, 762 nucleotides long. RefSeq names its product aspartic proteinase nepenthesin-2-like. The record is from RefSeq and is a predicted model, not a curated record. Gene Ontology annotation, cellular component: extracellular region. The transcript has 2 exons. The coding region runs from base 1 to 762 and encodes 253 amino acids. Gene Ontology annotation, molecular function: RNA-DNA hybrid ribonuclease activity; nucleic acid binding. Lineage: Eukaryota; Viridiplantae; Streptophyta; Magnoliopsida; Malvales; Malvaceae.